This is a messenger RNA of Apis dorsata (giant honeybee), 772 nucleotides long. RefSeq names its product invertebrate-type lysozyme-like. The record is from RefSeq and is a predicted model, not a curated record. Lineage: Eukaryota; Metazoa; Arthropoda; Insecta; Hymenoptera; Apidae. Bases 214 to 684 code for a protein of 156 amino acids. Gene Ontology annotation, molecular function: lysozyme activity. The transcript is spliced from 4 exons.
UAAAUCGUUUUCAUAAUUUUUUCCAAGAAAUAGUCCUUGUCACUGACUUCUGUUGAGAUCCCCACUUCAGCAAGCAACUUUCUUAUAUAUAAAAGAGAACGUUAAAAAUCCUAUGUAUAUUCUUCCGCGCAUCGUGCAGGUAUUUUCAAAUAGCAUUAAUAAAAUUGAAGAUUCGAAAAGAAAUUGUUGUUUUUCAAAAAUUAAUCAGUUAAAAUGAGGAUGGUUUUUUUGUUGAAUUUUUCCGGAAUUAUGUGCUUAUUAUUGUUAUCUUUGAUUUAUGAGCAACAAACAUUAGUAAUAGCAACAGAAAUGGUAUCAAGGGUAUGUCUGGGAUGUAUAUGUGAAGCUGCUUCUGGAUGUAAUAUUACAAUUGGUUGUGAUGAAUCUGUUUGCGGACCAUUUCGUAUAACAUGGAAUUAUUGGGCUGAUGCCGGUAAACUAACACUUGAUGAUAAUUUAAACGAAAAUGCGUAUGCACGAUGUGUAAACGAUCCUUAUUGUGCAGCUCGUACAGUACAAGGUUACAUGAUGAAAUUUGCUCAGGAUUGUAACAAUGAUGGUAAUAUUAAUUGUGAUGAUUUUCUUCGCAUUCAUCGAUUAGGUGGAUAUGGAUGCAAUGGUUCAUUAAAUUCAAAAUAUGAAAAUAUUUAUAAACUUUGCAUGCAGACUUUUGAAAAACAAUAAUUACAACAAUGUAAGAACACUCAUAAAAAAUAUAAAAUUAUAUCUUACAUAUAUAUAUAUAUGUUAAUAAAUAUAAAAAAUAAAUAUA